This is a messenger RNA of Clupea harengus (Atlantic herring), 1962 nucleotides long. Its product is annotated as cytochrome P450 2G1-like. The record is from RefSeq and is a predicted model, not a curated record. Gene Ontology annotation, molecular function: heme binding; oxidoreductase activity, acting on paired donors, with incorporation or reduction of molecular oxygen, reduced flavin or flavoprotein as one donor, and incorporation of one atom of oxygen; iron ion binding. Gene Ontology annotation, biological process: xenobiotic metabolic process. Lineage: Eukaryota; Metazoa; Chordata; Actinopteri; Clupeiformes; Clupeidae. Gene Ontology annotation, cellular component: cytoplasm; intracellular membrane-bounded organelle.
GGGGGCAGAGACAGAUACGUAUGUGUAACAUUCAUUCUAGAUCAGCAGGAGAUGAACGAGGCAGAUAGAGACAGAAAGAUAGAGAACUAGAUUAAGACAGACACAUACAAGAGAGAGAGACAAAAGGAGACAGGUAGAGAGAGAAAUUAAGACAAGAAAACCAAGAGACAGUGGAAGUAUCCCAAAAGUGAAGCUAGUAAAAUAGAUAUCCUGUCUCUCUGUGGAGAGGAGCUCCAGCAUGCUGCUGUUGGCUGGCCUGGUGCUGCUCCUGCUGCUGCUGCUGCUGCUCCUGGUCUGGAGGAGGAGGGGGGGACGGGGGCUUCCACUGCCCCCAGGCCCCACUGGUCUACCCCUGCUGGGAAACCUGCCCCAAGUGGACAAGAGAGCCCCCUUCAAGACCUUCAUGAAGUGGAGUAAGCAGUAUGGGCCGGUCAUGACUGUGCACCUUGGGCCCAAACGGUUUGUGGUUCUGAGUGGGUACCAGGCAGUGAAGGAGGCGCUGGUGUACCAGGCAGAAGACUUCACUGGAAGGGCACCAGUGCCGUUCCUCAAUAGAAUCGUCAGGGGAUAUGGUUUGGCCAUCAGUAACGGUGAGCGCUGGCGCCAGCUGAGACGCUUCACACUGAGCACGCUCAGAGACUUUGGGAUGGGCCGCAAGAGGAUGGAGCAGUGGAUUCAGGAGGAGAGCCGACAUCUGCUGGAGAGUAUGAGAGAAACCAAGGCAACUCCGUUCAACCCCACAUUCUUCCUGAGCCGCGCCGUGUCCAAUGUGAUUUGUGCCCUGGUGUUUGGACAGCGCUUCAACUACGACGACACCAGCUUCCUGCGUCUCCUGCACAUCAUCUCAGCCACACUACGCUUUGGGAGCAGCCCCUUGGGGCAGUUUUACAACCUGUUCCCCAAGCUGAUGGAUCACCUACCUGGCCCCCAUCACACUGUCUUCAGCCAGAUAGAGGAGCUUAGGGCCUUUAUCACAGAGAGGAUCCACCAGCAUAAGGAGACACUGGACCCAGACAACCCCCGAGACUACAUUGACUGUUUCCUCAUCAGACUCAACCAGAUGAAGGAGCAGCCUGCGUCUGAGUUCACCUAUGAUAACAUGAUAGCAACGGUCCUCAAUCUCUUUAUGGCUGGAACUGAGUCCACCAGCACUACCAUCCGAUAUGCCUUCAUGUUGCUUAUCAAGCACCCAGAUAUUCAAGAGCACAUGCAUAGGGAGAUUGACACGGUGCUUGGCCAACAUGGCAUCCCACAAAUGGAGGACAGGAAGUCCCUCCCCUUCACUGAUGCUGUCAUCCAUGAAGUUCAGCGUUACAUGGACUUUGCUCCCCUCAGCGUUCCCCACUACGCCACCAAAGACAUCUCAUUCAGGGGCUAUGCCAUUCCUAAGGACACCGUGAUCAUUCCCAUGCUGCACUCUGUGCUCAGGGAUGAGGACCAAUGGGAGGAUGCCUGGAAUUUUAACCCAGAGAACUUCCUGGAUCACAAUGGCAACUUCAAGAAGAACCCAGCCUUCCUUCCUUUCUCUGCAGGUAAGCGGGCGUGUGUGGGUGAGUCUCUGGCGCGGAUGGAGCUCCUGCUCUUCCUGGUGUCCAUUGUGCAGCAGUUCCACCUCAGCACCCCUGGAGGACCAUCCCAUCUGGACACAGAGCCUGAGUGCAGCAGCUUUGUCCAACUUCCUGCUCAGUACCAACUCAUUGCCACGCCCCGCUGAUCCACUUCCUGCUCAGUACCAACUCAUUGCCACGCCCCACUGAUCCACUUCCUGCUCAUUACCAACUCAUUGCCACGCCCCGCUGAUCCACUUCAGUGCUGCAUGCCAGUACAAUCCAUGUACAUGUUCAGACAAUGUUUCACUAACAUUUCGGAGACGUGUAUUAACAGAAAAUCAAGUUUGGAGGAAAUCAACCGUGAAUUUUGUGACGUGUAAAUUGAAAUAAAUGCAAAGCAAUUGAUACUUCA